Scylla paramamosain (green mud crab) is the source of this 3004-nucleotide messenger RNA. RefSeq names its product KRAB-A domain-containing protein 2-like. The record is from RefSeq and is a predicted model, not a curated record. Gene Ontology annotation, molecular function: nucleic acid binding. The transcript has 2 exons. Lineage: Eukaryota; Metazoa; Arthropoda; Malacostraca; Decapoda; Portunidae. Gene Ontology annotation, biological process: DNA integration. Bases 493 to 1371 code for a protein of 292 amino acids.
CGGUAGGAUUCGCUGUAGUCUUGGCCAGUCGUAUUGGGAGAGACAGAGUACUGACAGUUGGGUAAUAUUGGGUCAAAUAAUGUUCAAAGUGGCUGUUGUAGGUCAUAGCCAGGUACCACGUAGGUUUGAUGUGGAAGUGGAGAAUUCAGAAGUAAGGAUAUAUCGUGCAGGAGGAGCAAGAGCUAGGAAUUUCUUUAAUGACGAGAGAUUGAAUCACGUCUUGGUAUGGAGACAUGACCUCACUUUCCUCUGGUUAGGAAGCAACGACAUCAAUCCUAAUACACAGCCUCGUGAAUUAACAGAUACAAUUCUGAACAUUGGCAAAGAAAUUGAACGAAAUUGCGGUUCGAAGGUUAUUUUGGUAGAAAUAGAAAAUAGACAGUAUCCAUCAAGCAGGCAGAAGGGUUGUUUUAUUGGCCUACUAUUAAGUCGGAUGUAAUACAGUAUCUUAAAGAGUGUCUAAACUGCCAAAAAUUCAAACACAACCGAGGAAUGUCACAGCCAUACCGAGAGUUACCUAUAGUGUCACAGCCAUUGGAGAGGAUUGCUAUUGAUCUCACUGACAUGACCAAUGGACAGGAGGGUCAAAGGUAUAUCCUCACCAUCAUAGAUCACUUCUCUAGGUAUGUAAAAUUUUAUCCUCUAAAAACAAAACAUGCUCAGGGUAUAGUAGCUAAGCUUUCCCAAUACAUCUCUGACUUUGGCCGGCCACUCUCCAUCCUGUGUGACAAUGCCUUGGAGUUCACGGGACGAGAACUAAGAACCUGGGCUGGUCUUCAUGGGAUAGAACUGCUCUACACCACUCCCUAUCACCCCCAGUCAAACGGACUCAUCGAGAGAAUGCACCGGACCCUGAAGACCGUGCUGUCCCAAAUGUGCAAGGGUUACCCUUUAAGGUGGCCCGCCCUUCUCAGUGAAUGUCAGUCACACAUGAAUCUGGCAGUACAUAGCAGCACUGGGGUCUCUCCAUAUGUAGCAUUCUUCGCAAGACAGCCACCUCGUUUCGUCACGGCGCCUCUCCUGACGGUGCAGUCUGAAGAUAGUGACGUUCAGCAACUUAAGCGCAUGAUUAAAGACGCUAGUGUGACGUCACAGAGGAGGUACCGUGCAGUGGCGAACAGAAAACGACGUGAUGAAAAGGUCUCAGUUGGGUCCUUGGUGUGGGUGAAAUCAGAAACUCCGUUGCCUGGUACCUCUACCAAAUUGAAUGCUAAGUGGAAAGGACCAUAUCGAGUGAGUGAGGUAAUCAGGGACGGUCAACUGUAUGUAGUGGAGGACCCCUAUUCUGGGAAGUUAGUACAAAGAGCAGCAGAAAAGGUGAAACCGUAUGUGAGCCGGAGUGAAAUUAUUCCGGAGUUGGAGGGGAACUAAUCAGACAGAUGUGUUGAGGAGGAGGAGGAGGAGGAUCAAGACCUCCCUCCCCGCCGCCGUCGACCUCCCAGACGUCUUAUUGAGGAGUGCUAAUGUGAUGCACGAACUCAGGAGUGAGGAGAAGUGAACAGUGUUAUAAUGUAUAGGAUGUGAGGGUUAGGAAUGAAGUGAGUUAAGAGCAGGAAAUCCUCAUCCGUCACAAGAGUUCGAAGGUCAGUGACACUGUCUCAGCCACAAAUAGAGUGGGGCAUUUCGGGAAAGUCGUCCCCAAAUUCUCAUCGUGUCAAAACAGUUCAUACCAGAUGGUAGCUUAUGUGUUUCAGUUCGGGGAAGUGUACCCCAUUCUUGUGGGCUUUAGUUCGAGAAGUGAGGUUUCCAGGGAACGUCGUACUUGGUUACUUCCUCCUGUUGAGUCAGUGUCAGCUGUUUAGUAGACCUUAUGUAUGGAUAGGAUAGGGAAAGUGUAUAGGUAGGAUUUUGCAUGUAUUCUUCACCGUGAGUUUAACUCUGGGAGAAUGGGCGUGUGUAACGCUCCUUUUUAUUAUUUCUGUGUUUGUUUGAGUCUCCCCAAUAAUUGUUUUCUUUUGUAGCUUGCGGUGAAGAGGAGGAUAAUAGCGGUAAUUAAAGGUUUAGUGAUUAUAUGAAAAAGUAUAUUUAUAAGGCGUGUAUUCGUGGGAGUGAUUUAGAAGUCUUGACACAUUUGUUAUAAAUAGUCUUUACUUAUUUCAACUGUGGUUUUCUCUAAUCAGUGGUAAUACGAAUAAUAGGAUUACAUUAUGUUGCGUCAGCCUACCAGUAACUCAUAAGGUGUCAUUCCCUAGCUUAUAAAAUAUGUUAGUAAUUUAGAAUUCAAUUAUUAACUUCAAGUAAUGUCCAGCCUAUAUGCUCACCUUGCUAGCCAAUUAUUCCUGCAUUUUUAUUUAAACUCACGGUUCAGUAAAAUUAUUUGUGAAAGAAGAGAGAGAGAGAACUAGCUAAGGUUCCAAUAACUUCAGAGGCCUGGGGGUGUUGAGGGGGAGAGCACAGAAUGGCGUCUCCCUUCCCUCUGGCAACAGAUAAAAUAGCCGGUGUUGGUCCCACGUGGAGACAGGCCACAGAGUCUUGGGAAAGUGUUAGCCAUGUAAUGUUUCUUUAGUCAAAUAUAGUCUACUGUGAAUGUGUUGUGAGCAAUAUUAUUGCCGUAGAGAAGUGAUGGAUGAAGGCUGUGACGCUAUUUAGGGAUAUAACGGUGCCCAGAAUCAAUGGUACUCUUGAGGAGUUAUAAAAGUAAUUAUUUUCUUGUGUAUUCGUAGUGUUAAGUAACGGAGUAUAAGUGUAUAUGCCAUACCAGAAUUUCAAGUGCCUUUUUUUUUUUUUUUUUUCUAGAUUAACCACUCGAUAAAGUGUCAUAGUGGGUCAGUCAACCCAAAGAAUCCCAUCAGUAUUAUUCAUUUAAUUAUUUUUUGCUAUUUCUAUAUUUUUCGUUCCUCAUAAUAAAGCCACACUGUAGGUACUGUGUGAUAAUUAACCUCUCCCUACCCUCUGGCCAUGACGAUGAAGGCGAGAACCAUUUCCAAUCAAAAAUGUUUUUUUUUUUUUUUUUCUUGUGUGUGUGCGUGCUUCACCUCUUCUCUCUUCCUCUUCUUUUUUUUCU